GUGCGGUCAUGUGAUUACUCGUAACAGUAAAACUGUACAGAACAGAGCCACUCGUACACUGAGGCACCAACAAUGGGACUGGUAGAAGCAUCAUCAAGUUUGUUGUUUUUAUUCGCCAUUGUCGUCAAUAAAGGGCUCCCCAGUCCUUUGGCUGGCAAAGAAGCCUGGAAUUAUGUGGAAGUGAGAGACGGGGCCCACAUGUUCUGGUGGCUUUAUUAUGCUGACAACCCGUCUGCCUCAGACCUGCCUCUGGUCAUGUGGCUGCAGGGCGGACCAGGAGGAUCAGGAAGUGGAUUUGGGAACUUUGAGGAGAUUGGACCUUUGAAUAGGAACUUAGAGCCCAGAAAGACAAGUUGGGUACAGGCAGCCAGUGUGUUAUUUGUAGACAACCCUGUGGGGACUGGCUUCAGCUACACGGAGAGGCCUGAUGGCUAUGCUACCAAUGUGGCCAUGGUGGCUUCAGACAUGCUGGUGCUGCUCAGACACUUCUUCACAGAGAAGGAUGAGUUCCAGAGCGUCCCCUUCUACAUCUUCUCUGAGUCAUAUGGAGGGAAGAUGGCAGCUGCUAUCUCCUCAGAACUCAUCAAGGCCAUAGAACAAGGAACAGUGAAAUGCAAAUUUGCUGGUGUGGCACUUGGAGACUCAUGGAUUUCCCCACUAGACUCUGUCAUGACAUGGGGACCAUACCUCUACACCACUUCACUGCUGGAUGAUUAUGGCCUGGCAGACGUCAACAAUGCAGCGGAGGAGGUGAAGAAAGCUGUGGAGCAGCAAGAGUUUCUGAAAGCCACUGAGCUGUGGUCUAUGACUGAGAGUGUGGUGGAGCAGAACACCAACGGAGUCAACUUCUACAACAUCCUCACCCAGGAGCCAGAUGAGAAACUCACCUCUUCAGCAGGAGAGAACUUCAUUGCUCUUCAGACACGUCGCCACAUUCGACCCCUCCACAGCCAAUCACUGAGUGAGCUGAUGAAUGGACCAAUCAGGAAGAAACUGGGCAUCAUUCCUCAGAAUGUCACCUGGGGAGGCCAGGCAGAGGAUGUGUUCAGCUACAUGGCAGGAGACUUCAUGAGGCCAGUGGUGGACAUAGUGGACCAACUGCUGACUGCUGGAGUCAAUGUCACUGUCUACAAUGGACAGCUGGAUCUUAUAGUGGACACCAUGGGUCAGGAGCUGUGGGUGAAGCAACUGAAGUGGGAGGGGCUACCUGGAUUUAACAAACUGAGGUGGACCGCCCUGGAUGACCCCAUCUCCCCUGGCAUCACUGGAGCUUUUUACAAGACUUAUAAGAACUUUGCCUUCUAUUGGAUCCUCAGAGCUGGUCACAUGAUUCCCUCAGACCAGGGAGCUAUGGCCUUGCAGAUGAUGAAGAUGAUCACCCAGCAGGUCUGAUCCACCCAUUCUGAUGCCAGCUGGAAUGGCUCUGACAAUCACCAUGAUCACAUGAUCUUUUUAUAAAUCACUUUCUGCUAGACCAAAUCACAAACCUCAGUCCUCCUCGAUUAUGACAGCCUGAGUAAAUUUCAGCCAUGACAGCAAUAGACUUUUUUGUAAAUGCUGGCCUCUUCUCAGGAACAGUAUUCUUUAGUCACAGUAUCAUGGGUUUUUUUAGUCUGACAACACAUUUUACAGUGUACAUGUAGUUCAUGUUGUACAUGUUGUUCUUCUGGCUCUGUGCUUCUACACAUUCAAUUUUAAAUAAAAUAAUGGAUACUACAUUAAAGGGCCAUGUUUCAGCUUUAAUUUUAGCAGGUUUACAUAAAAAAAGAACCAUGAGAGAUGAAAUAGAGAUUGAUUCCUCAAUAUCAAACUGAUCUAAACUGAGAAGAAAUGUUAAAGUGUUCACUCCCUUUACCUAGAUCCACCUGGUGUGGCUGACUGGUUUUAAGAUGAUGACCUGAAAUGUCUCAUCUGCAUGUAGAUGUGAAUACUGUAUCUGAGUACAAACUGACUGAAGUGAAAUAAACUGAUGAUGACA
Messenger RNA from Lates calcarifer (barramundi perch), 1978 nucleotides. It is a transcript of the gene scpep1, whose product is annotated as serine carboxypeptidase 1. The transcript has 13 exons. The record is from RefSeq and is a predicted model, not a curated record. Gene Ontology annotation, biological process: proteolysis. The coding region runs from base 73 to 1392 and encodes 439 amino acids. Gene Ontology annotation, molecular function: serine-type carboxypeptidase activity. Lineage: Eukaryota; Metazoa; Chordata; Actinopteri; Centropomidae.